Molecule: messenger RNA, 2174 nt
Organism: Gorilla gorilla gorilla (western lowland gorilla)
Lineage: Eukaryota; Metazoa; Chordata; Mammalia; Primates; Hominidae
Gene: CSNK1A1L
Product: casein kinase 1 alpha 1 like
Exons: 1
Coding region: 940-1953 (337 amino acids)
Biological process (GO): protein phosphorylation
Molecular function (GO): ATP binding; protein kinase activity
Source: RefSeq, a predicted model, not a curated record
AAUCCUAUUUAAAUUCAAAGCACUCUAUGAAAAAAUUUCAAAAGGAUCGCUUUAAAAAAAAAAGACAUUUCAAUUUAACUAGCAGUAAGUAACUCAUGUUGACUAAACUCAAUAAAGAAGCAACCACUGAGAUCGCAGAGAAAAACCUCAAGAGGUGGCACCCCGACUCGCAUUAACCCAGGGAGACAUGAUGGCUAAGGAAGUAGGUGGGACAAUGACUGGGCCCGAAAACAAGAAAAUCUUUGUUAUAAAAGCCUCCGAUUUCUGCACGAUUAAGUUGAAAGAAGGUGAGCUUCGAGUUAAGUAAGCCUAGGCAGUUUUGAAUUCCAGCUCGCCCACAAUCUCUUGCAACCUUAGGCCGCUUACCUGAGACUUAGCCUUUCUUACCCAACAAAUCAGGGAAAAUAACAGCUACCUUACAAGACUAGCAAGUUCGUGUUAAAUGAGUGAGAUGAGCGGAACACCUAACAGAGGACUCAGACAAUAACAGCUUCUCCAAAAAUUCUCUAUUUGUGGUUGGCUGAGGCGGAGGAACAAAAUGGCGGCGCUGGCGGCGGGACCGGGCCGUCUGGCGGCGUGACCGGGCCCUCUGGCCCAUAGCCGUUGGCAGCGGUGGCAGCAGUACCGCUGCCCCAACUCGCUGUGCCCCCUUUCUCAGCCCACGACGUCGCCGCGACAGCGAGGCAGCGACCGCCACCCAGAAAGAGGUGGUGGCCCAGCCUGGCAACCUUGAGAAACCCUCGCAAACUGUGGCCUGGCGGAAAUCCUGGUGUGCUGCAGGGAUCAGGCUGACUCCAGGCCCUGUAACACCGGGAAAGGCCUCGGUGGCCAUUUCCAGCAGCCCUCAUCCUCAGCCUUGUGGGCCGGCGGGCCCCGGAGGCCUCCAUCCUCCCCUAGAGGGGUCAGGGCUGAGCCCAGCCUCCAUCUUUGCCUCUCAGGAUGGCAAACAACAGCGGCUCCAAAGCCGAACUCGUUGUGGGAGGGAAAUACAAACUGGUGCGGAAGAUCGGGUCUGGCUCCUUUGGAGACGUUUAUCUGGGCAUCACCACCACCAACGGCGAGGAAGUAGCAGUGAAACUGGAAUCUCAGAAGGUCAAGCACCCCCAGUUGCUGUAUGAGAGAAAACUCUACACGAUUCUUCAAGGUGGGGUUGGCAUCCCCCACAUGCACUGGUAUGGUCAGGAAAAAGACAACAAUGUGCUAGUCAUGGACUUUCUGGGACCCAGCCUCGAAGACCUCUUUAAUUUCUGUUCAAGAAGGUUCACCAUGAAACCUGUACUUAUGUUAGCCGACCAGAUGAUCAGCAGAAUUGAAUACGUGCAUACAAAGAAUUUUCUACACCGAGACAUUAAACCAGAUAACUUCCUGAUGGGUACUGGGCGUCACUGUAAUAAGUUGUUCCUUAUUGAUUUUGGUUUGGCCAAAAAGUACAGAGACAACAGGACCAGGCAACACAUACCGUACAGAGAAGAUAAACACCUCAUUGGCACUGUCCGAUAUGCCAGCAUCAAUGCACAUCUUGGUAUUGAGCAGAGCCGCCGAGAUGACAUGGAAUCCUUAGGCUACGUUUUCAUGUAUUUUAAUAGAACCAGCCUGCCGUGGCAAGGACUAAGGGCUAUGACAAAAAAACAAAAAUAUGAAAAGAUUAGUGAGAAGAAGAUGUCCACCCCUGUUGAAGUUUUAUGUAAGGGGUUUCCUGCAGAAUUCGCCAUGUACUUGAACUACUGUCGUGGGCUGCGCUUUGAGGAAGUCCCAGAUUACAUGUAUCUGAGGCAGCUAUUCCGCAUUCUUUUCAGGACCCUGAACCACCAAUAUGACUACACAUUUGAUUGGACGAUGUUAAAGCAGAAAGCAGCACAGCAGGCAGCCUCUUCCAGUGGGCAGGGUCAGCAGGCCCAAACCCAGACAGGCAAGCAAACUGAAAAAAACAAGAAUAAUGUGAAAGAUAACUAAGCGUGAAUGAGGAACAGAAGAAGCAGAGCAGAUGAUUCGAGCAGCAUUUGUUUCUCCCCACAUCUAGAAAUUGUAGUUCAUACGUACACCAGCUAGUGGCUGUGGACAACCAUUUAGAUGGUGUUAAAAACUUCAAUAUAAACUGACUCUGGGGAGCGUUGGUGAUGCUGUAUCCCAAAGUGUAGCCGCUGUAAUUGUGAAUAUUAACUGAGGUAGUGAAA